CUUCAUGUUUAAAGCAGAACUCGUGUGUGGUGUAGACGCGACUCUCUUCCACAGCAUCUUUGGGGUCACAGGACCAGGCGCUGUUUGAGUGGACUCAGUCUCUGUCUCUGCCCCCAAGCCUCCUGCGCUAGCCAUGCCCGUGCCCACGGAGGGUACCCCGCCACCCCUGAGUGGCACCCCUGUCCCAGUCCCAGCCUACUUCCGCCAUGCAGAACCUGGCUUCUCUCUCAAGAGGCCCGGAGGGCUCAGCCGGAGCCUCCCACCCCGGCCGCCUGCCAAGGGCAGCAUCCCCAUCAGCCGCCUCUUCCCUCCUCGGACCCCAGGCUGGCACCAGUCCCAGCCCCGGAGGGUGUCGUUCCGGGGUCAGGCCUCAGAGACCCUGCAGAGCCCCGGGUAUGACCCGAGGAGGCCAGAGUCCUUCUUCCAGCAAAAUUUCCAGAGGCUCAGCCGCCUGGGCCAUGGCUCCUAUGGAGAGGUCUUCAAGGUGCGCUCCAAGGAAGACGGCCGGCUCUAUGCUGUAAAGCGCUCCAUGUCACCUUUCCGGGGCCCCAAGGACCGGGCCCGAAAGUUGGCUGAGGUAGGUGGCCAUGAGAAGGUGGGGCCGCACCCUCGAUGCGUCCAGCUGGAGCGGGCCUGGGAGGAGAGCGGCAUCCUGUACCUGCAAACGGAGCUGUGCGGGCCCAGCCUGCAGCAGCACUGUGAGGCCUGGGGCGCCAGCCUGCCGGAAGCUCAGGUCUGGGGCUACCUGCGGGACACUCUGCUCGCCCUGGCCCACCUGCAUGGCCAAGGCCUGGUCCACCUUGAUGUCAAGCCCGCCAACAUCUUCCUGGGGCCCCGGGGCCGCUGCAAGCUGGGUGACUUCGGGUUGCUGGUGGAGCUGGGUACAACUGGGGCCAGUGACGCCCAGGAGGGAGACCCCCGCUACAUGGCCCCCGAGCUGCUGCAGGGCUCCUAUGGGACAGCGUCGGAUGUGUUCAGUCUGGGUCUCACCAUCCUGGAAGUGGCGUGCAAUAUGGAGCUGCCCCACGGUGGGGAGGGCUGGCAGCAGCUGCGCCAGGGCUACCUGCCCCCCGAGUUCACUGCCGGUCUGUCUGCUGAGCUGCGCUCCGUCCUCGUCAUGAUGUUGGAGCCAGACCCCAAGCUGCGGGCCACAGCCGAGGCCCUGCUGGCCCUGCCCGUGCUUAGGCAGCCACGGCCCUGGAGCGUCCUGUGGUGCGUGGCUGCCGAAGCCUUGAGUCGAUGCUGGGCCCUGUGGCAGGCCCUGCUCACCCUGCUGUGCUGGCUCUGGCAUGGACUGGCUCACCCUGCCAGCUGGCUGCAGCCACCAGGCCCGCCGGCCACGCCGCCUGGCUCCCCGCCUGGCUCCCCGCCCUGCAGCCUCCUCCUGGACAGCAGCCUUUCCAGCAACUGGGACGACGACAGCACAGGGCCCUCACUCUCCCCUGAGGCCAUCCUGGCGCGGGCAGGGAGCACCUCCACUCCACGGAGCAGGGAUGCCCUGGACCUCAGUGACAUCGACUCAGAGCCUCCCCGGGGCUCCUUCCCCUCCUUUGAGCCUCGGAACCUCCUCAGCCUCUUUGAGGACUCCCUAGACCCAACCUGAGCCCCAGGCUUGGCCUCUGCACUUUUAGCCUUUUAUCCUGUUUCCCUCCCAUCCCCCU
Molecule: messenger RNA, 1661 nt
Organism: Propithecus coquereli (Coquerel's sifaka)
Lineage: Eukaryota; Metazoa; Chordata; Mammalia; Primates; Indriidae
Gene: PKMYT1
Product: protein kinase, membrane associated tyrosine/threonine 1
Exons: 7
Coding region: 134-1603 (489 amino acids)
Biological process (GO): protein phosphorylation
Molecular function (GO): protein kinase activity; ATP binding
Source: RefSeq, a predicted model, not a curated record